AUGUCGGAGACCCGAUCUCGCGUUCAGCAGAACGACCUGCUUCUCCACGAGGCAGUUAUCAAGAACGAACCGGCCGCGGUCAGAGAGGCACUGCAGAGACCUACUGACGUCAACUGCAGAAACAAUUAUGGCAGAGCACCGAUCCACUGGGCAGCGAGCCGCGGCAACGUCGAAAUAAUCAACUUACUGAUCGAAGCCAAAUGCGACAUCGAGGCGGCUGAUAAGUUUGGAAUGCGGCCUCUGCUAAUGGCAGCGUGGCACGGCCACCUCGAUGCAGUGAAAACAUUAGUGCAAGCUGGCGCCUGUCUCGCCGCUACUAACAAGAAACAUAACGACAUCCUGCAAUGCGCGUGCGCACGCGGCGCGGCGGAUGUGGCCGAGUACGCCAUAUCCCUUGGCGCUAAGGUGCAGAGUGUCGACGCUGCUGGAGACGCCCCGCUAGCUCUGGCUGCGAGAGCAGGACACACAGCUGUCGCUGAGCUACUUUUAGACAAAGGGGCUUAUAUCGAUGCUGUUAAUAAGGUAGGGCGCACGGCCCUCCACGUGACAUGCGAGGGUGGCCACUGCUCGACCGCUGCGCUCCUGGUAGCUCGCGGCGCGGCGCGGGAGGCGCGAGACAACUCUGGCCGCACGCCCCUACACAUCGCGGCCGUUCACCGGCACACGGAGCUCGUACGCGCGCUACUCGACGCCCAAUGCCACGUGGAUGCUACGGAUAAUAACGGUGUGACAGCACUGCAAAUGGCGUGCGCUCAAGGCUGCAGGGGGAUCGUGGAGCAUCUCCUAUCGUUUGGCGCCAACGUGCAUUCACAAAACAACGUAGGGUCUUCAGCAUUGCACGCCGCCUGCGCCGCCGACGCGACAGAUAUCGUGGAGCUACUCCUUGCUCAUGGAGCCGACCCUGCACUCACUGAUCAGUGGUCUCAAUCCCCGAUGAGUGUCGCCGGAGGUGCGGCGGAGUCCCCGCCUGAGGGAUUUAGGAGGGCUGCGAGGGGCUCCUUCUCCGCCAUCGUGGAUCUCCUGGCCGCCACCGCCAAUCUGGACCACCAUCACGAUCAAUCGGACGGGUCGACAACUCCUCGGGCAAAUGACAAGUCCGGAGGUCAUUCUCCUGCUGCUAUUGAAGGCGGUGACGUGGAUAACGAGCGGUGAUGGUCAGCCACGACACUGCUCGACCGCUUGGCGCAGCGCGGUUUCGCGGCUGACACGCGUUUAGCCCUGCCUCCAACAGGUUGUGCGCGCUACCGCGAACUGUGCUACCGGGCUGCGCACGCGCACCUACCCAACGACGCGGCGCCGCGCUGCUGCGAGUGCGUUAACUGCUCGGCACGGCGCAACUCCACGCCAGAGCCGUGAGCUGCGGGCUCCUCGGUGCAGGUGCGGCCCACGCCGGCACUGACCAAGCCCAUACCCACCGCUAAGGCAGAGUAGCGCUGUAGGACCACAGAUCACAUCACAGUGGAUACCGCAUAGUUUUUCAAAACACUGACCAAUUCAAAAAUUUAAGACCAUGAGUGCAGUACUAUCUAACUUACAUUUUAUUAAAUAAAACUAAACACCUACGCAAAACCCACUUUAUUGGUGUGAGCUCACAUUUCGUGUGUUUAAAUAAUGUGUCAUGAAUUUUAUGCGGUGUCCACGGGAAGUUAUCUGUUUAGCAUGCAAAGCUCAACUUAAUGGAGCCAUGUUUAUAUUUGUCCAUUUUUUUAAAUUAUGUAAUUGCACAGCAGUACCUAUAAUUGAAUAUCAAUUUAAUAAUGGAUAUUAAAUUUUUAAAAGAUAAAUUUUAAACCUGUAUAAUAUAUUAUGUACCUUUAAAAAUGCUUCUUCCAAUUGUUGAUUUUAUUAACAUAUUUUACUACUUGUUUCUUCUAGUAUCUACUAUCUAACAUCCCUAUCUUAGGCUGUCAAAGACUGUCUUUGCCUUUAUCCAACAGAGGAACAAUUGGUCAAUUUGUGAGUCCAUAUUAGAUUUUAAGCCUUUUAGAAUCAGCUUCUCUCCUAGUGCCUUAUCGGAUCCGCUUUAUAUUUGAGCCAAAAUCACUUCCAGCAUAGCGUUCCCCUAAGCACCACCUACCGUGCUUCCUUUCUCACCUUUUAAAUCUAAAUGUUAUGUCCAAAAAUGUGUGCGUUCUGUACUUAUGCAAAAAUACAGUCUGUCCAAUAAAAUUAAAUAAUUAAGCUUAACUAAAUAAUUGACCUAAAUUAAUGAAAUAAUGUAAAUAUAACUUUACACAAUUUAUUUAGAUUCGUCUACAUAAGAAAUUUUCCGUAUAAACUAUCAAUAAGAACAUCUUUUUAAACAUCUAAAAUCGAAUAUUUAGAUAGCUUAGGUGUAAGUUAAAACGAGGCCCACUAUAUCUAUUGUUCUAUGUCAUACUAAAAUAAUUCUGCGUGUAACAUUUCUAACCUCUUAAUUUUAGAGUAAAAUUAGGCAUAUCUAAAUAGUUAUUUCUAAAUAUCUGAAACCUAACAUUGUAUACCAGUCCUGUGCAUUCAUAUUAUACCCAUUCUAAUAAUGUACAUUAUAUUAUUAUACUAUUUUAUAUUACAUCGUUAAUAAUACUAAACAUUAAUUUUAAUUACAUUAUUACAAUAAUUAUGUGAUCUAUUUUCGAUUGUUCUUAUCCAAUGUGGUUUUAAAAAUGUACAUUAUUUAUAUAUACAUGGUGUUAAUUAAAUUUCGGCAUAAAUCGACAAUGUAUUUUCUGAAAAUAAAUGAAUAUGUCUGUCGAUAUAAUCUUUCAGUGCACAUUCGAUGUUAUGAUGCAAAAUAUUUAUGAAGAAUUUAUACCACAAUUUAAUUAACACUUUGUACUACAUGGCCUACCUACGCGCGUUAUAAAAUGUAAUUUAAAAUUAUUCAAAAAUAAAGUUUACUAUAAAAAUACA
Molecule: messenger RNA, 2892 nt
Organism: Manduca sexta (tobacco hornworm)
Lineage: Eukaryota; Metazoa; Arthropoda; Insecta; Lepidoptera; Sphingidae
Product: ankyrin repeat domain-containing protein 29
Exons: 11
Coding region: 1-1152 (383 amino acids)
Biological process (GO): positive regulation of transcription by RNA polymerase II
Cellular component (GO): nucleus
Molecular function (GO): transcription cis-regulatory region binding; protein binding
Source: RefSeq, a predicted model, not a curated record